This is a messenger RNA of Gigantopelta aegis, 2283 nucleotides long. Its product is annotated as ATP-dependent RNA helicase DEAH12, chloroplastic-like. The record is from RefSeq and is a predicted model, not a curated record. The transcript is spliced from 3 exons. Lineage: Eukaryota; Metazoa; Mollusca; Gastropoda; Neomphalida; Peltospiridae. Gene Ontology annotation, cellular component: ubiquitin ligase complex. Gene Ontology annotation, biological process: protein linear polyubiquitination; proteasome-mediated ubiquitin-dependent protein catabolic process. The coding region runs from base 1 to 2283 and encodes 760 amino acids. Gene Ontology annotation, molecular function: zinc ion binding; RNA binding; ubiquitin-protein transferase activity.
AUGUGUCUAACACCAGUAGACGACUCGUCAGUACAGAGGGCUGUUGCCAGAGGCCCCAAUUUCAGCAACCUGAAAAACCUACAAGAUAAAGAAAUCCUUGAAGCAGACAAAGAGAAGGGAGAAAUCAAAAUCUUUGGAACAAGAGAUGAUUCAUCUUGUCUGAUUGAACUGCUGAAACCAAUUAUCUGUCUGGUGCAGAAUGACUUACAAUACGAGGACUAUGAACGUCCUCUUUCUCAGCAAUUUGAAUCUGUGAACGUGGUCAUUGGAUCAGGUGGUGAAGUCACCCAGGUUCUAAUGCCUGACGAGUACAGAUCGGUCUUUAUUGAAAAGGCAGGAAAAAACACCAAUGAAGCCACAGUCAGACAAAAGUUAUGUCAAUUCGGAGUAAUAAAAGAAUGUAAGAUAUUUAAGGACAGCAAGAGUAACAGGUGGGGUCGUGUGACCUUUGAAACCUCGGACCAAGCCAAGCAAGCUGUUGCUGCCACAAAGGACGACAAAUGUAUGGUGGCUGUUGCAGAAAAACGAGUCCUGAUGCAAGAGAGUACGACAGAAUUUAAAGCAAAAAUAACAUGGUGUAGGCGCAUAUCUAAAGAUCAUGCCUAUGUAGAUUUAGCAUCUGAACAGCUUCCUAUACUUCUUUCACAUUCGCCCAUUCUGAUUGACAAGUGCCAGGUGCGCGUCCAACUUCACCGGAUGUCAGAAUCUACAUGUACUGUGUGUCUUAACGAGCUGUCCGCUGAAACCCAAGAGAGAGACAUUACCGCUGCUGUGUUGCAGGCACUUGGUCCUCACACUGAUUCACAUGUUAUCCACAAGGUUAUAGUGGUGCGUGAAAAGGUAAAUACAACGCCUGAAAUGUUGAACUUAUUCAGGUCACGUAUUGAAGAGGCAAUCAAGAAAUAUGCUACCUCGGGACAGUUUAGUGUUAAGGUAAUUACACCAAGGCCACAUUCGACGAUGUAUGUAGCGUAUGCUCAUUUCCACCAUCUUGAUGAAUGUCAGAAAGCAUGCAGUAUGUUAUCUCAAAACUUCACAAUGUCUACAAGAAAACUGCUGAUGGAACCAAAUAUUGUAACUCAGGUUUUUGUAAAAGGCAACAUCUUUAAGGUUAUUGAGCAAGAUUUGCGGAAUUCAGUUGAAUAUCUCAAUCACUUAGAAGGCACAACUUCACUACGUCUUAAUGAACUGCGAAGUGGAAAUUAUGUUAUUUAUAUCAACUCUUCUGAUGCAGUUCAGACGGCAAGAGCGCGUUCUUUCCUUCUCGCUAUUAUACAAGGUGAAGUUCUUGAUUGCAAAGACAAUUCGAGUUUGAAGCAUCUUUUUACCAAGAGUGGAAAACAAUUCUUAGCAGGCCUGCAGUCAAAACUGGCGUGUUUAAUUGUGGUUGAUGAUCGCACUAUGACCGUUUCCAUCAAAGGGAACUCUGAGGUAUGCACAGAUGUUAGCCUCUCCAUUAGCGAGUAUUUGGGUAGCAUUUCAGUAGACGAAUGGAAGGACAUUUAUCUUAGAGGGCCUCAAAAACCUGCAGGUGUGAUGAAAGUUCUUACAGCUAAAUAUGGAUCAGACUUGGAAAUGUUGAAAAACGAAAUGGAACUGGUAUCAGUAAACUUGGAUCACCACAGACACAAAGUUGAAGUGGCAGGUUCCUCUGAAGCCAUUAAAAAAACAGAAGCUACCAUAGAGAAAAUGAUUGCUGAAUUAGCAUCGACUCUGCCGUUGAAAACACCGGCAGACGGUCGCCCUAAGUGUGUGGUCUGCCUCCAGCCUGUCGAGUAUGACCAGCUGUAUCGCCUAGAAUCGUGUGGCCAUCCGUACUGCAACGAAUGUAUAGAACAGCAGCUACAGGUGGCUCUAGACUGCAAGGAUUUUCCUAUCGGCUGUGCUCAAGAAAGGUGCUACAUGCAUUUUAUGUGGAGAGAUCUGUCUAAUUUUAUAAAGAAUGGGUCGGUAUCUCUGGAACAGCUUGUGGUGUCAUCUGUGUCUGCGUUUGUGUCCAGAAACCACAAGGAUUAUCGUUACUGCAUCACACCCGACUGCCCAGUCAUCUACAGGGUGAGUGCUGAGGGAUCCAUGUUCAAGUGUUGUGAGUGUCAAAUUAGGAUCUGUACUUCCUGCCACAUCCAGUUCCAUGAUGGUCUCACCUGCACCAUGUACAAGUCUCAGGAAGAAGGUGGUUCGACUUUCUUGAAGCAAUGGAUGCAACUGAAUGAAAACUCAAAACACUGCCCUUGUUGUCAAACUCCAAUAGAAAAAACACAAGGAUGUGACACUAUGGUAUAA